This is a messenger RNA of Haemonchus placei, 273 nucleotides long. The record is from the annotation of a GenBank genome assembly. NCBI's taxonomy places the organism in Eukaryota, Metazoa, Nematoda, Chromadorea, Rhabditida, Trichostrongylidae.
AUGGACCUGAAUCCGGAACUCACGCGUCUUUACUCCUGCAGUAAAUGGGCCGGUCGAGAUGCCAACGAGGUUCUUGAUGAGUAUGUUCGUAUAGGUCUAGAAACAUGUAAAAAACUUCGAAUUUCACCUCACAUUGAGGAUUUACCCUACCAGGAUCGGCAAAGCCCAGGAUUCAGCGACUUAGCGAGGGUGGAUAUUUGGGGACCGGUGAAAAACCAUCUGGUGAUUCUUAUACAUGGUGGUUUCUGGCAGGUGAAUACUUUAUUAACAUAG